AUGGAUUUCGCGAAGCCCAUUUCAAGCAGGAAUUUAACUCCUCGCAUCCAAUUUUACAAUGAACCCCCUGUGCAUACAAUAGAACUAGAACACCUUGAGCAAUUGGCCAUUGAACGCUUAAAAAUUCUGAAAUGCAUUGAAUCCGUUGGCCAAGAUUUUAUUCGUGGCAGUAAGGAAUAUGAUGGAAAAUUGUCAGCGGAGCUUUGCAAAAUUGGUCCAAUCGCAAAGUCGUUCACUUUAACUUCAAAUCAGCCUAAAAAUCUUGCCGAAGAUAUUCACAAUGAUGUAACUUCGCAUUUUAUACUUCAGAUCGCAUACUGUCGCAGUGAGACAAUGCGUCGCUGGUUUAUUCAGCAAGAAUUGGACCUUUUCCGUUAUCGUUUCAACUUAGAGCGCGCCGCAUCUGGUCACUCCAUGGAUACAAUCAACGAAUUUCUAAGAAUGAAUAAUCUUCACUUCGCACGUAUUGAUUCGGAUGAAUCUUUACUACUUAGAGAACAGCUGAUUUCUGGGACAAAUAUUUACGGCGUUAGUGGAGAUUACGCUAACUUUUAUAAAGUUCACUUCACCGAAGUUUUAGACCUUGUUCGCCGUAGGCAAGUUUUCCUUAAAGCUGGUUUUGCCUACGUCCCGGAUGCCGAGUUAGUUAGCCUCGUUGUUACAAGGUUUCGCGCGUCUCUUUCUCGUAACCUCUCACGCCUUGGAUUGGCUCUAGUCCCGCGUUUAGCUGAUGAGGGUGCUCGUUUACUACCUCUUCUCUCUGGUCUUUCUAAGCGUUACCUUGGAAAUGACGAUUACAGUACAAAAAAGCCUGUUUUCGGUGCUGUUUCCUCUGUACAAGUAGGUGAUUUGGCUCGAACUCCGGGUCUAUUUCCACCUUGUAUGUCGCAUUUGCAUGAAGCUCUUGCGGCUAAUCACCAUCUUCGUCAUUGGGGGCGCAUGCAGUAUGGACUUUUCCUAAAGGUUAGUGUUCAAAUUCGAUCUGCUUUUAUGGCAUUCUCUAGGGAAUCGGGUUGUCUCUGGAUGAAGCACUCAAAUUCUGGCGCAACUCUUUCGCUCCCAAGGUUGAUACAGACCAAUUUUCGAAGCAGUAUGCUUAUAGUAUUCGUCACAAUUAUGGUAAAGAAGGUCAUUUCAUUUAGCCAACCGGCUACUGGAGAAUUCCACGGUUGUCCUUUCCGACAUUUGGAUCCUGAAUUACUUCACCAGCGUCUUUCGAUCGGUGGUAAAAUUCCUUCAGAUCAAGUUGAAGUGAUUGUCAAACGGUCUAAGGAUAAACAAUACCAACUAGCUUGUAGAGAGUUCUUCAAGGCUAUGCAUCCGGACUUAUCAGUUGAGGAUGCCUCUACAGUUGCAAUAAAUCACCCAAACCAGUACUAUGAACUGGCCCAGAAAGCCAUCAAGGGUAUUCCUUUGACAUCCAACGCUGAGACUGUUAGCUCUCAACGUUCUAGAGUGAAAGUGCGAGCUGUUAAGGUACCGCUUAAUGACUCACAAAUGACCAGCCAGAGUACAGGUUUUGAGGACACUAGUAUCGAUGAUGAAAUUUCGAAAAUUGAUUCCACUCUUUUGGAAUACGCUGGCUCAAAUCUCGACUUUUAA
Molecule: messenger RNA, 1602 nt
Organism: Rodentolepis nana
Lineage: Eukaryota; Metazoa; Platyhelminthes; Cestoda; Cyclophyllidea; Hymenolepididae
Source: the annotation of a GenBank genome assembly